This is a messenger RNA of Ceraceosorus guamensis, 2193 nucleotides long. RefSeq lists its product as hypothetical. The record is from RefSeq and is a predicted model, not a curated record. The transcript is spliced from 3 exons. Bases 1 to 2193 code for a protein of 730 amino acids. NCBI's taxonomy places the organism in Eukaryota, Fungi, Basidiomycota, Exobasidiomycetes, Ceraceosorales, Ceraceosoraceae.
AUGUCCCACCUGCUCCAUACCUUGCGCUCUGCGAGGUCUGGGGGAAGAAGGCGUCUAGAGUCGGACGAUGCGUCUGACCCUGAUUGGGAUUGGGAUGGGGAUGGAGAGUCAUCGUCAUCGUCAUCGUCAUCGUCAUCGUCAUCGCCACGGUCAUCGUCAUCGUCAUCGAGGAACAAGUACCUCUUAUCCGCACUGGACAUUAUCGCUUCACCAACUUCCAACUCGUUGGAAAGGACAGAAGCGCUGUACGAUUUGGAGCUGGCAUUGAAUCGCAGCCUCAAUGCGCCUCGUGAUGCGGGCGAGGGCGAGGGGGAGAGGCAAGGGGAGCAUGAAGGAAUAGGAUUCGGGGUGCGCAUGGCUAGGAGCAGGAUCAGAGGAGCGAGAAGAAGAGGUGCAGGUGGAAAUGUGUGGAGCAGAGUGGCUCCAUGCCUGCUAAACAACCUUUCCAAACUUCAUCUUCGCAUGACGCACCUGUCCGCUCUCUCCGCUCUCAUCUGUCCCGCUUGUCGCGUCUCCUUCUCCUCUUCCGAAAUCUCCUCCUCAUCUUCCUCCUCAUCCUCCUCAUCCUCCUCAUCUUCCUCUUUCUCUCCUCGGUCGCACUCAACGACCCCAUCGACAGCAAAAGAGGAAAGGCAACAAUUGUCGGCUGAAGCUGGGGCUUGCUUUGCUCUUCUCAAGGGACUGGCUCUCAUUUGUCCUGCUGGACGCGGAACUUCGCACGAGUGCGAAUUGCUACUCGUGCUCGCUUCUGCCGAGUAUUGGUACGACGACGCGGAGGAGGAGCAGGAGAAUGACGCAUCGAGGUCGGGAAGGACAAGUACCCAGGUACAAGAUAGGAGGGUAAAGCACAAGCACAAGGAAGACAAAGAGGAAGAGGAAGGGGAAAAGGAUCUGAUAGGCGCUGCUCCUGCAGACGCGAUCGAGUUGCUCUCCCUGCUCUUGCUCACGCGCAAGAAGUCAUCGAAGCAUUUCGAAGCUUUGGGAGGAGUCGAUGCGAUCCGGCGCAUCUCUCUUCCUUCAUCCCCCUCCACAUCAUCCAUCACCACCACCACUACGAAAUCCGCUUCCGUCGCCGUCGAGGCUGCAUCGGAGGGGCAGGUGAGGAGAGGAGGGACGUUUGCGAGACUGAGAAGAGAUGCGGCUAGGGAUUUGCUAUGGGGUUUGAGGGAUCGCAAAGCGAUCGAGGAGGAAGCGGAGAUGGAGCUGAAGAGGAUGAAGAGGAGGUGGAGAGCUUUUGCUUCGGAGCCCGGCGGCGGCGGCCCCGGUGAAUGCGCACCUGGUAGGCGAGGUGCGAUGGAAGGUGCUGCUAGAGAAGCAGUUCGACGCGAUAAUCGCAGAGAUUCUUCUGGGGCUGAGGCUGAAGAGAAUGGACAAGAAGAGGAUGAAGGGUACGCGACGCCACGCGAAGGGGAUUACGCUUCGAGUAGCGCUGCGCCAAGGAGGUUUGCUGCUGCUGCUGCUGGGCCCGAGGUGCGACUCGCUGCGGCCAAUUCUCGCACAUUUCCUCCGGCCUCUUCGGAAAUUAGCAGAGGUGGACGUAGACGUAACGCCAGUAGGGACUCGACCACCUCGAGCACGAGACACAGCAUGCAGUCGGUACGUCGACAAGAGCAGGAAAAGAUGAAGAUGGACUUGAUCAGGGAUCAGUUGAUGGCUUCUUUGAGCGUCGACGGUGUGCAUCGUAGCAGCACCGAGAAGAAGGAAGAGGAGAAGGAAGCGAAAUUUGCGCUGGCGCCUCUGCCUCUUUCGCCCUCGAAAGAGAGUCGUGUGAGAUUGAAUGCUGUGAAAGGACUUGGAAGCGAAAGGAAGGGUACGAAGGCGCACGAUGGAGAUGCAAAGAUGAAACUUGGGCCUUCUGCAAGUCCUCCGUCCUCCUCUUCGACGAGCCAGACAAGUCAUGCUUCGCAAGGCGAUCGCGGCAUGCGAACAAGUUCUACGAGACCCAUGCAUGACAGCCACGAAGCAGCAUCCUUCACACCCUCCAUCUUCCACUCCGAUUCCAACUUCAACUCCGCUACAGCUCCUCGUGCGCACGCGCACGAGCCCGAGCUGGAGAGCAGUCCAAAGAAGAGCCUGAGCAGGAGAACCAUACCUCCUUCGCCCGCCGUCAGGCGAGCCCAAGCUCGUUCGCUCAGUCCGGUCAAACGAACACCCAUGGGCGGCAAAUUGGACGUACCGCGGCGAGCGUUGUGA